GAGAUGGAAGGAAAGGUUAUAAUAGUGACUGGUGGUGCAUCGGGUAUUGGAAGAGCAACUUGUUUGGAGUUGGCACGUGUUGGCGCAAAGGUGAUCGUGGCCGAUGUGAACUAUGAGCAGUGUUUGAAGACCAUCGAGUUGAUGCAAGAGUCCAACGCCAAGUGUGAGGCCACUGCUGUCACCUGUGACAUCUCUGUCUGUGAGCAAGUCAACAACAUGGUGCAAACUGCCGUUGACAAGUACGGUCGUCUUGAUGGUGCCGUCAACAACGCUGGUAUCCUCGGCGCCAUGGGUAGAAUUGGUGAUUACGAUGAGAAUGUCUUUAAUAAGAUGAUUGAUGUCAACAUCAAGGGAACAUGGCACUGCAUCCGCGCUCAAGUGAGACAAAUGGAGAAGCAAGGUGCUGGCGAGUACAGCAUUGUCAACGUCAGCAGCAUUGCUGGAAUCCUUGCCUUCCCCUACAACUCUGGCUACAGCUGUGUUAAGCAUGCCUUGUUGGGCUUGACCAAGAGUACCGCCGCAGAGUAUGGUGUACUUGGUAUUAGAGUGAAUGCCGUGUUGCCAGGUGCUGCUGACACUCCAAUGCUUAGACAGUACGUCCCAACUGAGGAGGCCGUCGCCGGUCUGCUCAUGAUGACACCACUCCGUCGCAUGUCCCAGCCAUCCGAGAUUGCCAAGCCAAUCCUCUUCUUGCUCUCCAACGAGUCAUCCUUCACCACUGGCCAGUCCCUCGUUGUCGAUGGUGGACUCUCUGUCGUCUAA
This is a messenger RNA of Acytostelium subglobosum LB1, 762 nucleotides long. RefSeq lists its product as hypothetical. NCBI's taxonomy places the organism in Eukaryota, Evosea, Eumycetozoa, Acytosteliales, Acytosteliaceae. The record is from RefSeq and is a predicted model, not a curated record. The annotation marks the transcript as partial. The transcript has 3 exons.